Lachancea nothofagi CBS 11611 is the source of this 546-nucleotide messenger RNA. The record is from the annotation of a GenBank genome assembly. Lineage: Eukaryota; Fungi; Ascomycota; Saccharomycetes; Saccharomycetales; Saccharomycetaceae.
AUGUUUAGAAAAUUUUCAAAAGAAGACGUACACUCGAGAUCCAACGUUAAGUCGUCGGUUCAGCGUACGCUCAAGACCAAAUUGGUUAAACAAUUCCCCAAAUUGGAACCGGUGAUUGAUGAAUUGGUACCAAAGAAAAGUCAGGUCGAACUGAUCAAAUGCGAGGACAAAAUCCAGCUGUAUUGCGUCGAUGGAGAAGUGCUGUUCUUUCAAAAUUUCGACGAGUUGAUUCCAACCCUGAAAUUCGUACAUCGAAUCCCAGAGGCAUUUCCGACAAUCCAAGUCGAUCGGGGCGCCAUCAAGUUCGUUUUGUCUGGUGCAAACAUUAUGUGCCCUGGUCUAACUUCUCCAGGUGCUCAGUUGCCAGAGGCGCCAGGGUUCGAAAAUGAUGCGCUCGUUAUCAUUAAGGCCGAAAACAAAGAAAGCGCCUUGGCUGUCGGAAGGCUACUCAUGAGCACCGAGGACAUCAAGUCGGUCAAUAAAGGUCACGGUGUUGAACUCAUUCACCACUUGGGCGAUUGCUUGUGGAACUUUUCAGUUGAGUAA